GAGCAUCAUACCCACUGUGAAGCAUGGUGGUGGCAGCAUCAUACUAUGGGGCUGCUUCUCUCGUCAAGAUAGUGGGACUGAAGCUCUAGUCAAGAUAGAGGGAUUCAUGGAUAGCUUUAAAUACCAACCUGCCAGUCUCUGUUACACAGCUGAAGAUGAAGAAAAAUGUCACCUUCCAGUGCGAUAACGACCCAAAGCAAAAAUCUAAGUCGACAAAGGAACGGCUUCAGAAGAAGAAGAUCAGCAGUUUGGAAUAUCGCAGUCAGAGCCCAGAUCUAAAUCCUAUCAGAAACCUGUGGAAUGACUUGAAGAAGUUGUGUACAGGAGAUCUCCUCGCUCUCUGAUAGAUCUGGAGCAGUUUUGUAAGGAAGAGUGGAAUAAAAUGACCAGAUGAAGAUGUGCUGAGUGUGUAGACUCUUCCCCAAAAACACUGAGUGCUGAAUUACAAGCAAAAGCUGCUUUAACAAAGUUGUGGCAGAAGACAGCUCAAGAACUCAGUGGACUCAGGGUGAGAUGACAGAAUGGGGUUCCUGGGAGGAGAAAUAACUGUUGACAAUCGCACACCCUACAGAUGGACUGUCUGUAUCGAGACCCAGAAGCCAUGGCUGUUUUCUGACAGAUACAAUACGUUUAAUGUUGGACCUCACACAAAAACACAGCAAAGCCAGAUACUUUUAAUCAAAUGGGGCCAAACCAUCUACCUGAAAGUGAAAUAUGGACAGUGUUCAGAGACAGAGUGCUGCACAGAUCCAGAUUUGUGGUACAUAUUCGAUCCAAGAGAUGACCCCUGUUUCACAAUUCGAGAGAGUGGAGACCACUGGUAUAUACAUCUGGACUGCAACAUAAAUUAUGAGGAGAAGGAAUCAACUUGCCCAAAUUAUGAGAGAACUGAAGAUGAUGCACGAGAGGAAGAAGAAAAUCGUAGACGAGCGGAGGAGCAGCGGCGUCAGGCCCAGCUUGAACGUGAAAGAAGAAUUGAGGAACAGAUUAGAAGAGAAAGUGAGCUCGCCGCUAAGAAGCUUGAACAAGCCACAGAGACACUGAAGCAGAAACAGAGGCUGAGAGGCCAUGAGUUCCACCACCAAACUCAUAUAAUGCAACAGACACCAAACACUGAAAAUGAAAGAGAUGAGGUUCCAGAAAUAGAGAAGAAAUUCAGAGAACUCUCAUUAGAAUAUCAAAUCGUUGAGGAUGAAGAUUCAGAGGAGACACUAGCAGACAGAAUGAAAACUCUGCAAAAUGAGUUAAUGGUGGAGUACUGUAAGAAACACAACCUGACCAGUAGCUGUGUGUUUUCUUUCGACACUGCAGUUGGUUAUGAGACUCUGCCUCUACAUGAUAGACUGACAGUACUUGAAGCAGUAAUGCAUUUGGUUUUUGAGGAGAAUGAGGACGACCACACACAUAAACAUGACCGAGACUUCCUCUUGGAUGUGCUUGAACUGUUGCAAGAUGAUCAUCCAUCACUUGCGUUUAAUCUUUUACAGAGCCUUCUUCAAAUUGAUGUGCAACUGUCUGCACAGAGUAAAGAAAUUCUGUGUCAGAUUGCAUUCAACAACACAUGGAAACUGGCAGAAAUAACAGAUUUCAUGCGUUACAUUUUCAGGAAAGACAAAGAACAAGUGCAGUCAAUACUUCACAUUGCACAGACCUACAAGCUGGAAUAUAGGGAUGUCUUUACUGCUUUGGAGUCACCUGAUCCCCUCAGAUGGUUAAAAAGCUAUGUUUACAAAGAAAGACACAAAAAUGCUCUUACUAUUAUUAGUGAAAUGCGCAAAGCAAACUACCCUGAGAAUGUCCUGAUAAUACUCGAGGAUGUUCUGGGGUAUCUGGAAAUGGAGCUUCCAAAACACAAAACAGCUGAUCUCAAUGAAAACAAAAUCCAUAAUAUAAAGAAAAUGGUUAAAGAACUGGAUUUUAACAACCCAGACAGACACGUUCUGAAAAGUGUACUAGUGGGAAUGUCAGUCGCAGUAAAAAUAUGCUCUGCUGUCACUAUUCAAAGGAGUAAAAAGGAAAUAGUCAUUGAAGGAUAUCUUCCCAGAUUACCUCAACUUGCAGCCUUGGUUGUUUUCCUGCUUCCGAAAUCAGAAACUAAUACAGGUUGUCUCCUGGAAAUUGGGACUGGUGAAGGGAAAUCUUGUAUCUUAGCCAUGCUUGCUGCAAUCCAUGCCAUUCGUGGUGUAAAGGUGGACAUUGUGACGAGCUCCCCGGUCCUCGCCUGUCGUGAUUUAGAGGAAUGGAGCGGACUGUACAACAUGUUUGGCAUAACAUCAUCUGCCGUUCCUCCAAUGCUGAAUGAUGUCUCAUCUGAAAAACUAGAAGAACUGACUCAGGAAGCAUACAAACAACAAAUAAUUUACAGUACUGUUGGGACUUUUGCAGCAGAUACACUGAAACAAGAGUUUGAGAAGAAAACAACUCGAGGAGACAGGAGGUUUGAGCUAGUGAUUGUGGACGAGGUUGACUACAUGACCUUGGAUAAUGGAGUUCAAAUAACAUUUCUGUCCCAUGAGUCCAGUGGCCUCCAGCAUUUGGAGCAAGUCCUUGCAGGAAUCUGGGCCAUGGUAUCUGCAUGUCGACCAAUUGAGGUAGAAGAAACUGGAGAGACCAUGUGGGCAACAAGAGUCCAGAAUUUUCACACAGCUGCACUAAUAGCAAUGAUUGGUUCAGAAAAAACAGAUACAUUUUCACCACUGGAAAUUUUGUUGCCAGGCACCGAAUUAGGCUUUUACUCAGAGGAAGAUUUUGAAAAUUUGCAGGCCUCUUUUAAUGACAAAGGAGAAAAGCAACAUGUUGCUAUGGAAAAUAAGGCAUGGAAGACCAUCAUGGCCAAAACUGGAAUAGAACAACAGUAUGACCUGCUCAGUGUUCUUGAGAUGGGGAUGGAGAACAAGGUGGCAUUUAACUGUUAUGUAUAUCAGUCAGAAACUAGAAAAGCCAUUCGGUUUGGAGAGCAAAAGACAAAAACUGACCAAAACAUCAACAUGCUGCUAUGCGAGAAUGGUAAAGCUUGUGAGAUCUUGUCUGAAAAUUUGCUUGUUGAAGCCACUCUUAGCCAGGUGAAAUCCAAGAUUAAAUAUUCUAAACAAUGCAGUUCAGAAGAAGAAAAACACAAUCUUGUAGUCCCUUCUUUCUUAGAGAAAUACCUUGAAAAUCAGCUUCCAGUGUUUGUUGAGAAUGCACUGAAGGCCAUUCAGAUGACCAAAGGCAGAGAGUACAUGAUCGAGAGAUCUCUUAGUGCUCAGGGAAUAGAUGUUAGUGAAGAAGAUCAACACAUGUACCAUGCAAUAAUUCCAGUGGACUUUCAGGCCAGUGGAAUGUUGGAGAAAAGAAAACGUUGGGGUGAUGGACUACAACAAUUUCUGGAGAUGAAGCAUCAGUUAACUUUAUCGCCAUUAUCAAAUGUGACAAACUACAUGUCAAAUUCAAAUUUCUUUAAAAGAUAUCUCAGUGGGAAAGGAAUAUUUGGUGUUUCUGGAACACUGGGGGGAGAUGCAGACAAGGGUUUCCUGGCAAGGCAUUACAAAACGGACAGCUACGUCAUACCGGCUCAUCAGCGUCAAAAGGUUACUGAGCUUCCUGCAGUCCAGGUGAGGGGAGGUACCGAACAAUGGAUCCAAACUCUUUGUGCCAUGGUCUCAAAAGUCUCCAACAGAGGACAAGUGGUGUUAGUCGUGUGUGAGGACGUGAACACAGCAAAUGAGCUCAAUGACAAAAUUACAGCAGAAACCAAACAUUCAGUCACCAAGUACACGAUGAGCGAGAGCCACAACAUUGAGAACCAGGAGUUCAACAAGGGACAGAUCAUUAUUACCACUAACCUUGGAGGCCGUGGAACAGACAUUAAGGUUACAGAGGAGGUUAAUCGCUGUGGUGGUCUCUUUGUGUUACUCACGUACUUCCCCAAUAACCGAAGAGUCGAGAAACAGGUUUUUGGACGAACAGGUCGAAAAGGCACGCCGGGAAUGGUCCAGCUAAUACUGAACCAUGAUCGUCUAGCCAUGGCCUACCGAGGCCAUUCUAUCGAAGUCAUGAGGGAACUCAGAGAAGAGUAUGAGGUUAAUCGAAUAAAAGAUAUGGAGAAGGAGAAACUAGCUGAAAUUGAAAUGAAGGAAGAGCUGUUCUCCACAUUUUGUCAGUUCCUUAGUGACUUUGACAAGCACUAUAAUACAGAAGAGAAGACAGACCUCUUUGAAGUGAAAGUAAAAGAUGUCCCUCGUUACUUUGAGUCCUUUCACAGUAAGGUGGACUAUCACCCAGCACUGAAUGCUUUGAAGGAAUCAUGGGGUAUAUGGCUGAUACUUCACACAGAACAGAUUAACAUAGAGAAUGACCUCACUGAAUUGAAAGUAGACCUCAUCUAUCACUUGCAUGAUACAAGUAACAAACUUUUACAAGGUCAGAGUGAAAACUUUUAUGAUCACAUCCAGCAGGCUUUAGGAAGAACUGCCUUGCACUUUCAAAACAAAAACAAAUGUGACUAUGGAGCAAAAUCUUACUGGAAAAAAGCCUCUGAGUCAGACAACUACUACAGAGCUAUUGCACUAUAUAACCAGGCCUACAUUACCAUUAACAUGGCCAAAGAGGGCUACAAAAGUGAGGCACAUUCCAUACUCGAGGAGGCAGAGAAGGCCAUAGAUGUUUACGUAUCAGAAAUGACCAAAACACUAUACUUCUGUUCCUUGUCUGUUACUCAAGAUUUUGAACCACACCACAGCGGCAGCUGUAACUUCCAAAUACAAAUGCAGGCAAGGAUGAACAUAUUUAACUCAUGGAAGCGAAAUAUCAGAAAAAUACUUGACAUGCUUGGACCGGGCAAAGGAGAGUUCAAAACUGUGGACUUGACACUUUACAGCUUAUCAGCUGAGGAAGAUUUUGUGUCUUCUAGUGAACUCAACCUCUUUCGUAAUUAUGGGCUUGCAGUUGUGUUUGAAGUGAAGAAAAAGCCCCAAUUCUCAUUUGAUGCCCUGAUUUGUUGUUUUCUUGGUCUGGUUCAGGUUGUAGCAGGAGUUCUGAUAUGUGGCCUGACAGCUGGUUCUAUGUCCUCAUUUGGUCUUGGUUUGAUCUCUGAAGGUGUGUCUGACAUGAUCAGUGGAGUCAUGGGUAUGAUAAAUGGUGAUUUUAAUUGGGCAUCAUGGGCAAUAUCUAAGGCAAUUAGUAUAGGAACUUCUUUGGUCUGUGGGGGAUUCAGUGUUCUCAAACGGUCAUUCUCCUCUGUGAAAAAUGCAGCAAAUAGUAUCUUCAAUGGCACUAAAUCACUAAAAAAUAUUGCAUGGAGUGCCGUCCGAUCAGGAAGAAACCUGUUUAUGUCCACAUGUACAACAGUCAAAUCAUUAGCAUCAUCAGUAUCCAUAAAGAACAUCACAUUGAAUGCGGCCAAACUGAACUUAAAAAAAGCAAGUGCGUAUGCUGUUCAGGAAUUGGCUAUUCAGGGGGUAAACACUGCUCUGAACAACAUUGAUGCCACAGUUAAAAAAACUUUCAAACAAGGAUUUCAACUUACUUUUAAGAAAUCUCUCUGUUCAGAACUGCAACAGAAUAAACAAUUUGUUAGCGCGCUCUUAGAUUUCAUUAGCUCAAGAAUCCCAAAGGCGGCCUUGAAUAAAGAGUCUGGCUACAAGAUUAGUAAAAACUUGGAGAAGCAAAUGAUUGACCAUGUUGCUCUGAAUACGAAACUUACUAUCAGUGCCCUUAUAAUAAACUGCAACCAUAUCCAAAAGACCAUUCAAACACUGUCCAGUGUGUGGGACAUGUCAGCAGAGUUUGUUGCAUACAAACCUUAUACCUGCAUCAAGAGACUACUGAGUACUGCAAGCAUGUCCACCACCAUUUAUGAAAUGUAUUCCUCCAUUCCUACAAAACAGACCAUUAACAGUAAUUUUGUUCCUGCUUUUUUGAAGUCCAUAAAAGAGGAUCCAUUAUUUGAGAAGUAUGACAGUGAUGGAAGGGACAAACUGGAAGAUGUGGAACGUCUUAAAAAUGAACUCAUUGACUUAGUUUCAGAAGUUCUUUCCCAAACCAUGGUGGAGAGUUUUUCUGGGUUUGCCACAUCAAUUUUUACCAAAACAUUCACUCAAAGACUGAACUCUGUUACUGUAGAAGUGGUUGGUAAUUUGCUGGGACGGGACGAAACCCAAAGGUUCUUUGUGAGUCAGCAGCAUGAUUAUGAUCUUAAAUCAGCCACUGAAUGCAAGAAAAGAUCUUUGACUGACGAAGAACUAAAUGAGCUCACAUGCUAUGCUAAAGAUAUAGCUGACGAACAAAAGCCAGCAACAGCUUUAGAGGUUCAUGUUCUCACAAAGAGCAAUUUGUUGGAAGGAAAAGGAAUUUGUAUAACUGUAGUAGAUGAUAAAGGAAAACUUCUCUCAGAGGAGACUUACCCAGGAACUGAUCCAGCAGCUGGUGCUAUCAAACUCGUGCUGACGAAACUACCUCUGACUUCUCCAGGAAAUGAAGGAAUAUUGAAUAAACUGAAACGUAACAUUAAGGCUGAAGAUAUUCCACAGAGUGGCCACAUUGAUAUUAUACGCCCUGAUGGAUCACGAGAAACUGUAAAGUCCUCAAAUCAGAACUGUCUUUUUCAUGCUGUCAUCCAAGCAACAACUAACGACCCAAACAACGUCGUUCUACAAAAAGCCAAAGAGCUCCGUAGGAAAGUCAGUGAUGAGAUUCUUUUAAAACCAAACAACUAUGUAGAUGCUGUGAAGAUCCAGAACAUUUUCAACAUGACAAACAGCUCGAAUAAAUAUAAAAUCCAAGCUGGAGUGAGGGAAUGUGAUCUGGAGCAGUACACCAAGUACACUAAAAACAAGACACCCAAACAAAUCAUUGAGGAGUACAAACUUGGAAAAGUGGGCGACCACAAGUGCGUUUUAGACAUGGAGAAGCCCACAGCAGGACUGGUGGAGGCACAGCACAUUCCACCAAAAAGCACAUGGACUUCAGUCCUUCACCUCAUCAAAACAAACCCCGAGAUUUCAUCUUCAUUAGACAGAAAAAACAAGGAAGCUUUCUACUUAAUGAUGAAAAUGAAACAUGACCCGAAUGGAAAAAUGCAGCUUUGCAUGAACACGCUGUCGUCUGAUCGCCGCCGUGCACUGAGCAGCGGCAACAGCGCCGAAUCCAGAGCAUGCAGACACUUCCUGACAAGCACCUUUUCACGUGGAGAUACAGAGAAAGCGUUGAAGCUCUCCUUAAUCAUGGCCCAUCCUCAAUGCUCGGACCACAUCUGGAAUGAUCUCGGUUUCCAUCGUCAUUUCAGGACAUGUGAUGCUGGACUUGCAGUGAUGGACAGGAACGACUACUACAAGAGAGGAUUUAAGGAAAUAGUGAAAAAGUACAGCAAAUGGGAUCUCAUCGACCAAGACCAAACCAUCCGACUAAUAAAGUGGGUGCAGAAAGAUAUAUUUCUGGACACAUCUACAGUGGAGUAUAAAGAAAUAAUUAAUGUUAUAAAAGAUGCAAAAAAAAAAAAAAAGAAGGGACAUGAGCAUGGAUAAACUCUGAGCAGAAAGAAAUGAGUAUUUAGCCUUAAUUCAUAUAGGGACUUUUUUUUUAAAGCAAUAUCAUGCCUAACGUGUCAGGAGAAAAGAAUAAUUUCAGAUAGGCUAAACAUGUGAUUGAUGCAUUAAAACUGUUAAAAUUAGAAAUUUUAGACCAAUUUCAUUAAUAAACUCAGAUUUAAAAAUAUAUGCUAGGGUCUUAGCUCUAUGUCUUGAAAAAUAUAUCUGCAAAUUAGUACACAGUGAUCAGUCUGGUUUUAUUCCAUAUCGUUUGGCUGCAGAAAAUAUACGUCGGUUGCUACAUGUAAUUAAUAAAAGUAAAGAUAAAAGUUCCCCUUGUGCAGUCUUAUCUUUAGAUGCGGACAAAGCUUUUGACAAAUUAAAUUGGGAUUAUUUAUGGAGAGUGCUAGAUAAAUUUUGGUUUGAUAAGAAAUUUAUUAAUAUGGUCCACAUAAUUUAGGAUAAUCCAUCAGCAAUUAUAGCAACAAACGGUUUACACUCUCAACCUUUUGAUAUCUUGAGAGGAACAAGGCAAGGAUGCCCCCUCUCACCAAUGUUAUUUGCAUUGUCCCUCGACCUUUAGCGCAAAAAAUAAGACAAGAACAAAUUUGUUCAAUUUCAAUUAAGGGCACCCAUUAUGCAAUAUCUCUCUACGCAGAUGACAUUUUACUGUAUUUUACAGAUUUCGGUGCAAUCCCAAAUAUACUAGAAACAUUUAACAGUUUUGGGAAAUUUUCGGGGUACAGGAUCCACUGGUCCAAAUCAUUUCUUUCGCCAUUAAAUAAUAAAGCUCAGAAUAUUUCCAUACCAUCAGCUAUUCCGAUCACAAAUCAGAUCAUUUACUCAGGGAUUGUUAUACGGUCUUCUCUAAAAGAAACUGUACAUAUAAAUUAUGAGAAAGUCUUUCAAAAGCUUAAAAGAGACGUUGACAGAUGGAGGACACUCCCAGCAUCACUGCAAUCUAGAGUUUCGACUGUGAAGGUGAAUAUAUUACCUAGGGUCAACUUUCUUAGUGCAAUGAUUCCUUUGCCCCUUCUGGUAAAAUGGUGGAAAAGACUUGAUUCUUUAAUUCGUAUUUUUCUUUGGAAUGGCAAACAACCAAAGCUAAAAGUCUGUCUCUUCCUAACUUUGAAUUAUAUCAUAAAGCAUUCCAGUUGCACGCAGUCGAGACAUGGUUUGACAUGGUUUUGGUUUAUACACCCUGUAGAGAAGUAGAAGCAGCAAUCGUCAGAUUGAGACUUGAAGAUAUACUUUUUUCUGGACUUUCUUUGAAGUACUGUAAGCAAUCAUUCGGUCCUAUUGUGACAAACACCAUUAACACUUUUAGAGAAGUUGAGAAAUCAUUAAGUUACAAUAACAAAUGGCACCUACAGACUCCUUUAUGGUGUAAUAGGAACAUCAGAUGUGGUUCUGAACCAUUCACCUCAGAGCAGUGGUCCAAGCAGGGAAUAAGGAUUCUUGCUGAUAUUUGGGAUGAUAAUGGUAUGCUUAGCUUCUAAAAUAUAGUUGCAUCUUUUAAUGUACCUGCAUAAUCCUUUUUUUUUGUUCUUGCAACUGCGUUCAGCCCUUGGGGAAAAGCUCUCAAAGCACAUCCACGUUACAGCUGGUUUUUUAACCCCUCUCAGCAAAGGAUAGUGUCAUCUGUUUAUGCUCAUCUUCUUGAAGUUAAGCAAAAACAAUCGCCACUGCACAUAGUUUGGAUAAGGGAGCUAUCUGUAGAUCAGAGUGACUAGGUGAAGGUAUGGAACAAUAUAUUCAGCACAUCAAAAAAAUCCAAACCAUCAAUUAAUUCAUUUCAAAUUUUGUCAUAGAUUGUACUGGACACCAAAGAAGCACUUCCUCAUUAAAUUUUCUCCAAAUCCUCACUGUAGUUUUUGCCCUUACCAACAAGUGGGAACAUUUAUGCAUAUGGUGUGGGAAUGUGAGAAGGUUUAUGAGUUUUGGGGAAAGAUUUCAUCAGUAUUGUCUGAGAUCAUAAGAAAAAAUCCCAAUACUUUAUCUGUGCGACAGUGGCUACUUCAGUUUCAUGAUACAGUAAUGUUAGAAUUUUCAACAGCUAGAAUAAAUAAAGCGAGAGCCUCAACACUUGAAGCAUGGAAAGCUGCUGCAGAAGCACUGACAGAAAAGCUUCAAGAUGGAAGAAUUUAAUUAGGGGUUUAGUUUAGACUUUUGGACCUCUGAUGAUUUGUAUGAUGUUCUACCUAAGUGUCUCGUAAUGCAGUCUGUUUUUUUUUUCAUGUAUUUAUGUUAUUUUUUUUUUUAUUUUUUUUUUCAAGUAAUUAUUUUGGUUGCAGUUUUAUUACAACAAUUAGUGGCCUGGACCUGGGGGACCGCUGGCGGGUUAAGGGGGUUCAGAGGGUUCAGAGGGUCAACUUCUUGUUUUUGUUCAUUGUGAAGAAUCUUUUGGACAAUUGUAUGUGACCCUAUCUGUUCAAAAGCAAUAAAAAUCUAUCCCAAAAAAAAAAAACUGUUAAAAUUAGACAACAUGAUAAACAUGCAUCUCUUUUACCUCAACAGAAAGUGACUUGAUUAUGAUUAUUUGUUUUAAAAUGUCCAAUUCAAAUUAUUUUAAAUAAAAACCAGAUACAGUGGUGCAGGUUUCAGGUUUGGAGGACUCACAUCUAGUGGCAUCUGAAUAAAGAUUUAUACUUAAGAUUAUAUUUGCACUAUAUUUGUAUUACACCUGGAAUGUGUUGAUAAUAAAACAUGUAAGUGUUGUAACUGUGACAUUUAACUUUAUUUAACCCUUUAUAUACACAAAACAUCUUCUUGCGAAAACUGUAAUGAAUUUACUGGAUACACAAUUGCACUUACUGACCAUAUAGUACACAAUAAUAGAAAGGAAUGAUUUAUAAUCGCACUAUCCGCUACACCCAGAUGAGGAUGGAUCCCUUCUGAGCCUGGUUCCUCUCAAGGUUUCUUCCUCAUAUCAUCUCAGGGAGUUUUUCCUCACCACCGUCACCUCUGGCUCGCUCAUUAGGGAUAAAUUCACACAUUUACAAUUUAUUUUUUGAAUCCAUUUAUUUCUGUAAAGCUGCUUUGUGACAAUGUCCAUUGUUAAAAGCUCUAUACAAAUAAAAUUGAAUUGAAGUGAA
Messenger RNA from Pangasianodon hypophthalmus (striped catfish), 10600 nucleotides. RefSeq lists its product as uncharacterized. NCBI's taxonomy places the organism in Eukaryota, Metazoa, Chordata, Actinopteri, Siluriformes, Pangasiidae. The transcript is spliced from 10 exons. The record is from RefSeq and is a predicted model, not a curated record. Gene Ontology annotation, molecular function: ATP binding; ABC-type protein transporter activity. Gene Ontology annotation, cellular component: membrane. Bases 522 to 7502 code for a protein of 2326 amino acids. Gene Ontology annotation, biological process: protein targeting; protein import.